UUUAGUUUGUUACAGAACACUGAGUUCCCUGUGCUAUACAGCAGGCAGGACAGGGUUUUUCAGGAUACCCUCAGCAUAGUGCUACCCUCAUUCACCUGUGUUGAGACCGCCUGACAUCUCUCUUUCUCCUUUGCUCCUGACUCAACACAGGGAACGUCACAGUUUUCACUGUCAAGGUUUCAUGCUUCUGGCAAAUGGCCAAAAAUAAGAUAGAGAUGAGCUCCCAGUAGCUAAGCUGAUAUCUGGUAUCUGUGUUUUGUUUUGGGGUGGGGGGAGAGAGUAUGUUGGGUUAAAUGCAAUCUGUCUUAAUAUGCCUUUAAAGUUGUGUUCUUAGAUGAAAGUAUUUUAUUCAGAGAAAAGUAAAGUUCAUUUCAUCUCCAAUGUCAGGGACAGUUAUUUAAAGAAACAUGUGGCUAACUAUUGUGUUUGACAAGACGUUAUAGGGACAGGUUGGAUGUUUUCUGCCCCACACCAGAAGCAUUAUGUAUCUCCAAGAUAUUUUGCUAUUAGCAAGAAAUGGCUUUAGAUAUCAUAAUCUUGGUAUUUUAGAUGGUUGUUACCAAAGACUUUAAAAAGUUGAAGUAUAGUUGAUUUACCAUGCUGUGCUAAUCACUGCUGUACUGCAAAUAUAUAUAUAUAUUUAUUUUUUCCAUUAUGAUUUAUCAUAGGAUACUGAAUAUAGUUCUCUUUGCUAUACAGUAGGACCUUGUUCAUCCAUUCAAAAGCUUACAUUUGCUAACCAUAGACUUGUUCAAUGUCUAGACAGACUCAGCAGGGGAGGAAGGGGGAAACAUGUCUUAAAAUUAUGUACUAUUAAUACAUGCCUUAUUUCUUCAAAAAUGUGUAGGAUUUUGAGUUUUCAUUUAAAAUAUUUGUAUAUUUUUUUGCCUUAUGAUGAAAGUCUUAUUUGCCAAUUAAUACACUUUGCAUAUGUUGCUAAUAAUUAAUGCCAAAUAACAGAAAAUGUGAGUAUGGACAAAUGUUUCAUAUAUCUUAUAGAUACUUUUAUUUUCAUAUAUGCCUCUGUGUAACUUGUGAUGUUUUUUACAAGUACACAUAGAACAUAAUGCUGAUGGACAACCAGGGAAAUUUUUUUAUUUGAAUCUUGAUAUCUAAUUUUGAUUAAAAUUUUUCAACAAUUAUGUGACAUAUUUAGAUGUGUAAAACUCCUUCAUGAAGCCUAGUUUAUCCUUCUAUCCUGUGAAAUCUUUGCCUCGAUUUGUAUUCCUCUACUUUCUUAAAAAGAAAAAAUUGGAAACAUGCAUGUGUUUUAUAUCUUACAUUUUUCUUCUCAGAGUGUAUUGUGGGGGAAGAUCUGUAUCAGUGCACAGAUAACUCCGUCACACAUCUCUGCAGCCUCAGAGCUUCCCGUUGUGCGUUUGGCCACUUCCACUCAUACAGCAGAUGACUUCAUGGUCGUAGUCUUCAUUUCCAUUGCCUUUGCACACAUGAGCAAAAAUUCUAAGUGCCCACUUCAGUUUGGUUCAGUUCAGUCGCUCAGUCGUGUCCGGCUCUUUGCGACCCCAUGAAUAGCAGCACGCUAGGCCUCCCUGUCCAUCACCAACUCCCGGAGAUCACUCAGAUUCACGUCCAUCGAGUGCCCACUUAACGUGAGAUUAUAUUAGAUGCAGGCUUAAUAUUGAAAAUUGAGGGACAUGGUGAUUAUGAUACACUUCUUUUCAUCCUUUUCACUCUUCAUUCCUCUAACUUCAGUAAAACGAGUGCCCUCUAGGCACUGAUGUGAUGUUUUCUGCCAGCUUGGAAAUGGGGACUAUAUUCCUCAUUCAGACAGGAAUUGGCCUCAUGGGAAAUAUCUCCCUCUUUUGUCUUUAUAACUUCACUUUGCUCACUGGACAUAAUUUGAGGCCCAUCGACCCAAUCCUCAUGCAACUGGUCAUCGCCAAUGCCACAGUUCUUUUCUCUAAAGGCAUACCACAGACACUGGCAGCUUUCGGGUGGAGGUAUUUCCUGGAUGACACUGGAUGUAAACUUGUCUUCUAUAUCCACAGAGUAGCCACGGGAGUUUCCUUUAGCACCAUCUGCCUCUUCAAUGGCUUCCAGGUUAUUAAGCUCAAGCCCAGUAUCUGGAGGUGGAUGGAACUCCGGAUGAGAGCUCUACGAUUCAUUGCCUUCUGCUGUUUCCUCUGCUGGAUUGUGCAUAUCUUGAUAAGUUCAUGUAUUCUUAUCAUAGUAAAGGGUCCACUGAAUGAGAAGAACUUCAGUACGAGAAAUAAUUAUGGAUACUGUUCUUGGUACAUGAUACAGGGCUCUGUAGGCUCAUUAUACACAGUCAUGUAUUUCUCCCUUGAUAUUAUGAGUUUAGGCUUUAUGGUUUGGGCCAGUAGCACUAUAGUUCUUUUCCUGUGCAGACACAAGCAGCGAGUCCAACACAUUUGCAGCAACCGACUCUCCCCCAGACCUCCUCGUGAGGUCAGAGCCACACGCACUGUCCUGUUCCUGGUAAGCUCCUUUGUUACAUUCUAUACAAUCUACAUUGCUUUGACAAUUUGGAUGACUCUAGUUGCAAACCGAGGGCAGUGGAUGGUGAACAUCUCUGUCCUUUUGGCCACAUGUUUUCCAGCAUUCAGCCCCUUUGUGCUCAUUAUCAAGGACACUCGUAUCUCUCAGUUCUGCUUUGCCUGUAGGGCAAGGAAAACACUGUUUGCUAAUGUGAUUGUCGUUCUAUGAGUCUGUUCUCAGUGGCAUUCAAAUAUUUAUCUCAACUGCUGCUACUGUUGCUAAGUCACUUCAGUCGUGUCCGACUCUGUGAGACCCCAUAGAU
Capra hircus (goat) is the source of this 2782-nucleotide messenger RNA. Its product is annotated as vomeronasal type-1 receptor 1. The coding region runs from base 1744 to 2688 and encodes 314 amino acids. Gene Ontology annotation, cellular component: membrane. The record is from RefSeq and is a predicted model, not a curated record. The transcript has a single exon. Lineage: Eukaryota; Metazoa; Chordata; Mammalia; Artiodactyla; Bovidae. Gene Ontology annotation, biological process: G protein-coupled receptor signaling pathway. Gene Ontology annotation, molecular function: pheromone receptor activity.